Molecule: messenger RNA, 3387 nt
Organism: Panthera uncia (snow leopard)
Lineage: Eukaryota; Metazoa; Chordata; Mammalia; Carnivora; Felidae
Gene: IGFBPL1
Product: insulin like growth factor binding protein like 1
Exons: 5
Biological process (GO): regulation of signal transduction; regulation of cell growth
Cellular component (GO): extracellular region
Molecular function (GO): insulin-like growth factor binding
Source: RefSeq, a predicted model, not a curated record
GGCGCGAGCUGCGGGGGGCGGGCCGGCGCGCGCUGUGCCCCGGGCCUGGUGUGCGCCAGCCGCGCCGCGGGGGCGGCGCCCGAGGGCACCGGGGUCUGCGUGUGCGCGCAGCGCGGCGCCGUCUGCGGCUCCGACGGCCGCUCCUACCCCAGCGUAUGCGCACUGCGCCUGCGCGCCCGGUACAUGCCCCGCGCGCACCUGGGCCACCUGCACAAGGCGCGCGAUGGCCCCUGCGAAUUUGCCCCCAUGGUUGUCAUUCCACCCCGGAGUGUCCACAACGUCACUGGUGCACAGGUGUACCUGUCCUGUGAGGUGAGGGCUGUGCCCACCCCUGUCAUCACGUGGAGGAAGGUCACACAGUCUCCUGAGGGCACUCAGGUGCUAGAGGACCUUCCUGGGGACCACGUCAAUAUAGCUGUCCAGGUGCGAGGGGGGCCUUCUGACCACGAGGCCACAGCCUGGAUUUUGAUCAACCCUCUGAGAAAGGAAGAUGAGGGAGUGUACCUGUGCCAUUCAGCAAAUGCGCUUGGGGAGGCCGAGUCCCACGGCACGGUGACAGUUAUGGAUCUGAGUAAAUACAAAGUCCCCCGCUUCCCAGCUCCAGACGACCGCAUGUGAUGGAGCAAUGGUCUUAGAAACCUGAUGACAAGAUGUUGGAAAGGUCAAGUCAUGGAUCAUUUUUUUUUCGUGAAGAGUUGGAGAAACUGUUUGUAGAUGACCCCUUUUGUAUGUUUUUACAGAUUAGAUGCAAACUAGAUUCGUAUGCAGAUGUAGUUUUUAGCAGGGCAAGCAUUGGGAAACCAGACUGCAUGUGGCUUUUUUAUACUUUUGAAAUGAACUGCUCCGUAAGAAUUCUUUUUUAACUACUCCCUCCCAGGGAAGGUCACCUGGUGGUAUAUUUGUAAUUCUAAAGGGCUGGAACAAGGCCUGUUUCAGCCUUGUGUCUUUACCUCAUCUGUCUGUGACUGAUUAGGAAAGCUCUGUGACUUAGUGUGUGUUGUAGAAGGAGGGAGAGAGUCCCGUCCCACCUUCAUCCUCUGCCUGCUCUCUGACACGCUGUGUGACCUGGAUAGGCCCCUCCCCAUUCUGGACCUUUGUCUCUAGCUGUUUGGACUAGCUGUUACCCAGGUCCCUUGGAGCCCUGCCAUCCCAGAGUAAGAUGGCCCUGUGGAAAAAAUACAGGAAGUGUAGUCUUAGCAUUCGUUUUCAAAACUGCUCAAAACAGCUGCCACCGCUUCAUACCAGAGUGGGUGUGGAGCUGGCCACAGCUCUUCUGUUCCUGCCAUUUUCCCACCUUAAAGAGAUGGAGUUCUAGAUGGGACACUUUACCAGACUCCGGAGCCCCUUGGCUGGGUGCUUGGGGACCAAGGUGUCCCUUUGUCAACAAGCCCAGCAUCCUCUAACCAGGUAAGCAGUAGACACCUGGCUUCUGGACAUCAAACUGGAGAAAUGGGGUCAGAUGCUUCUUCCUCUGAGCUGUGGGAUUAGAGUAUUAGUAGAAUACAUUUUACUUAGAGACGUUUUGACCUCACCCAGAAAUUAGGCUUACUUUCUUUCUUUCUUGUUUCUUUCCUUUUCUUCUUUUCUUUUCUUUUUUUAAAAUAUUUUUAAUGUUUAUUUACUUUUGAGAGAGAGAGAGAGAGAGAGCAAGCGCAUGUGCGCAAGUUGGGGAGGGGCAGAGAGAGAGGGGGAGACACAGAAUCCAAAGCUGUCAGCACACAGCCCGACACCAGGCUCGAAUAAAUUCACGAACCGUGAGAUCAUGACCUGAUCUGAAGUCAGAAGCUCAACCGACUGAGCCACCUAAGUGCCCCUCUUUUCUUUUCUUUCUUUCAGUGAGACGAGUAUUUAUUAUCUGACUGAAAAAAUAGAUUCCCUUGGGUGAUUAAAAAUUUUUUUAAGUCAGAAUUGGGAUCUCACUUGUGUCUUGUCCUUAAAGUUCAUGAAGUGCUUUUCUGUCUGUGGCCUCUUCACAACUCCAGCACGGCAGGCAGGGUGAACACGGAUGUCCCAACCCCCUUUGUAGAUGAAGAAACCAGGCUCUGAGAGGGAGACGCUUGCCCAAGGUCCGAGGGCCUCCGAGAAGGACCAGAACUUGGGGCACCCUUUCCAUGCCAUGGUGCUGCUUCUCGGGAUAAUCUCAUGGCUAUGGAAAGGAAGGGGCUUCAGGGACUCUCCUCCUGGUCCCUCUCAGCUUUUACAGCAUACUCCCAUGCCCCUCCCCCCUAGGUACCACAUUCUGGUAUCCUUUUUGGAAUUGCAUUUUCUCCCUUUGAGCCUGGCCGUUCCGUAUCUGAAAUAUUGGGGUGGCAUCACCCUGAUGUACUACAUGGCAGGAGCAGAGCCUGAAAAUCCAGAAACAUGAGGUCCAUUUGGGGAUUCAUCCCUGGCUUGCUGCCUGACUCCGAGCAAGUCCCCUCACCUUCUGGACCUCCGUUUCCUCAUUUGAGUAAGAAGGCAACGAAACUAGAUGGGUAGUUUGCAAACUUUAAAACAUUGGAACCCCUUUCUUUGAAUAAAAUCAGAGUUGAAACUGAUUAACUGGAAGCUGUGUCUGUGUGUUGGAAGUUGGGGCUAUGGAGGGUCUGCUCACAUCCCUCCCUACUCAGCGCCCCUACCCCCCUCCCCGUACUGCAGGGUUUUUGUACCCAAGGUCUGCAGCUGAGUCUCUGUGUGAUUUGCAUAGUUGGGAAAAGACUUGGUAAGGCACUUACAGUGCCUUCACUUACAGUGAAACUGUCAGAAGUAGGGAUGUUGUGGCCCUGGAGAAGGUACUAGAACAACAUCAUGCAUGUGCUGAUAAGCACAUCCAGCAAAAUCCAUUGACUCACCUUACAUUUGCCCAAAACAGUUGGAGAGCUGGGUCUAGAUGCAGAGAGCAGGGCAGAUGGAGUGCUUGGGUGACAGAGCUGAACAUCAAAACCACAGGGGGCUGGGUUAGCAUCGUAAUGAUGUGCAAAAUAAUAAUAAUAUUGCACUCUCUGAAAUUUUCACCAAAACCAAAAAGGCAGAUUAAGAGGAUUGUUCCAACCUAACGACUUUUUUGCACUAGGAGAGCCCCCAGACCCCUCCCAGGGCUGAAAGAAAGGGUGCUGUUGCCGUUCAGAAACAUGGUGCCCCCAGGAACUGGGUUUUCUGCCCUAUUUUCAUAGAUGUGCUGAUAUCACAUGACCCAUGCACCUGAAAAUAAAUGUUUUUAAGGACAGUCUUUGUGGUCUGUUUGUCCUGGGAACACUGCUGUGGGUGGGCGCAGGUCCCACUGAUAGGUCUCCACUACCUCUGACCAUCUUGUCCUUUCCUCAUCCACAUCAGCUACUUUAGUCCUAAUCCUCCUUCCUCUCACACCUGAGUUCUCGUCACAGCCCCACCUGGACAGCUUGGGCGCAA